Messenger RNA from Anisakis simplex (herring worm), 756 nucleotides. NCBI's taxonomy places the organism in Eukaryota, Metazoa, Nematoda, Chromadorea, Rhabditida, Anisakidae. The record is from the annotation of a GenBank genome assembly.
CAAUGUCAACCAGCAUCGUUACGUCUUAUUGAUAAUGAGCAGUUCCGAAUGGGUCAAGCAUUGAAGGUUGAUGAGAAAUCCAUCUGGAAAAGUAUUUCGUCAAUGAUCGCGAAAUUAUAUCUGACGAAGUGGAAGAAUUUCAAUGUAAUUUCUUUUCAUUUCACAUCCAUUCACAUUGAGAAGCAACUAACCGCAAUCGCUGAGAAGUAUUAUGGCAUACCGGGUGGUGAGGAGAACGGAAAAUAUGGCUAUAGACUUACGUUCGCAAUUGCGUAUUUGAGGGAUCUUGCAAUGGAAUAUGGUGUUAUUGGCGAAUCGUUUGAAACAUCGGUAAGUUGGGACAAAGUAAAGGACUUGUGUGCGAAUGUUAAAGAAGUUAUUCGACGAGUGGCUAAACUCAAUGGUGUCGAGUCUCCGAUUGCCAGUUGCAGAGUGACACAAGUCUACGAUGUAGGCGCAUGUGUUUAUUUUUAUCUGGCCUUCCUUUAUCGUGGUCUCGAGAAUCCGCUUGAAGUUUAUGACAAAAUUGAGGUGGCGGCUCGUGAUGAGAUUAUAGCUUGUGGUGGUAGUAUAUCACAUCAUCACGGUGUUGGUAAAAUACGUAAACAAUGGUUCCCACAAACAGUUGGAACCGUUGGUGUGUCCGUGUUGAGAGCACUCAAAAAUGAACUCGAUCCUAAGGUGAGUGGCUGUUCUUGUGAUAUGUUAUUUAUACCCUUUAAUUUCAUUCCUCAAACAAUGAACUUGCUAUUCUAA